AGUGUCAAGCUGCCGCCAUUAACGAAACAUCGGAGAGAGAGAAAAUGAACAUCGUUGGAUUGAGCAAACGUUUCUUCUCCGAUCGUCGUUCCCUUCACGGAAUCAACAAUGCUCUCGUCGGAACUAUCUUCUCCGGUCGGAAACCAAUUCUUGGAUUCUCCGGCCGAUCGUUUCACGAGCUGCGCAAGGCUGGGAGUUUCGUAGUCCCUCGCGUUUUCUCCGUUUCGCGAAAUCUAUCGACGAACGCUUCGUCUCCUUCCAAACAGCCUGCGUUUCUGCGAUGGUAUUUGAGAAAGCUCGAAUCACACCCUUUCGUGACUAAGAGCGUCACUACUUCCCUUAUUUAUAUGGCUGCGGAUCUCACUUCUCAGAUGAUCACAAUGCCGCCUGCUGGUUCAUUUGACCUGAUAAGAACAGCUAGAAUGGCUAGCUUUGGGUUGAUAUUUCUCGGGCCGUCACAGCAUCUGUGGUUCAGUUAUCUUUCUAAAAUAUUGCCAAAGCGCGACGUGUUGACUACCUUUAAGAAAAUUAUGAUGGGGCAGGUUCUUUUCGGACCUUGUAGCAACACGGUCUUCUAUUCUUAUAAUGCCAUUUUACAAGGUGAAAAUUCUGACGAAAUUUUGGCAAGAUUGAAGCGAGAUCUUCUGCCAACAUUGAGAAAUGGACUUAUUUAUUGGCCGGCCUGUGAUUUUGUUACAUUCAAGUAUGUGCCAGUUCAUCUACAGCCACUGAUGAAUAGCUCGUGCGCUUAUAUAUGGACGAUUUAUUUGACAUAUAUGGCAAACCAGACGAAAGCUGACAGCUGAAUAAUGGACACUGUUAUUGGUCACACGCAAUUCGCAAUCUCUUUUUUCCAUUGAACCGUCAAGUAAACAUCAGAUAUUAGUACUAGUAGGUUUGUUUUUUGUGUUUACAUUUCAGCAACAGUAUCUCAUAGAUAUGGACCUAAAAAUGUAUUGAUUUUGAAUUUUUUUAUCCAAGCAUAUAUUUUUAAGGAAGUCCCAAAGUUC
Camelina sativa (false flax) is the source of this 1010-nucleotide messenger RNA. RefSeq lists its product as uncharacterized. NCBI's taxonomy places the organism in Eukaryota, Viridiplantae, Streptophyta, Magnoliopsida, Brassicales, Brassicaceae. The record is from RefSeq and is a predicted model, not a curated record. Gene Ontology annotation, cellular component: membrane; cytoplasm.